CUGAUCAACUUCUCAUCCAAGCCAGCGCCGCGGUCCUAGGUUUCGCCGUCGCCGCCGCCGCCGCCGCCGCCGUAGACCGAGCGGGCGACCGAGGAUGACCGCGGUGGAGAGGGACCCGUGCCCGGACCGCAUCCUGGACGACGUGGGCGGCGCGUUCGCGAUGGGCGCGGUGGGCGGCACCGCCUACCACUUCAUCAAGGGCGCGCGCAACUCCCCCAACGGCCACCGCCUCUCCGGCGGCUCCCAGGCCGCCCGCAUGAGCGCGCCGCGGACCGCGGGGGGCUUCGCGGCGUGGGGCUGCCUCUACUCCGCCUUCGACUGCGCCUUCGUCUACGCGCGCCGGAAGGAGGACCCCUGGAACUCCAUCCUCGCCGGCGGCGCCACCGGCGCCGUCCUCUCCCUGCGCCAUGGCAUGCUCGCCUCCGGGAAGGCCGCGCUCUUCGGCGCCGCCAUCCUCGCGCUCAUCGAGGGCUCCGGCAUCAUGAUCACCCGCACCAUGGCCACCCUUCCCCCGCUCCCCCCGGAGGACUCCCACAACCACCCUGCGCACGCUGCCUUCCCGUGGAUGCAGCCGCCGCAGCCGGUUGCCGUUGAGGAGGUCUCGCCCCCUGAAUCUAGCGCCAUUGGAUGGAUUAGGGGCUUGUUUGGGAGGAAGGAGAAGCCUGCUGCUGGUGACCGCAAGUCGGACAUGCUGGAGUCCUUCGAUACAACCAGCCCGCCCAUGCCAUCCUUCGACUACAGGUGAAAAGGGAUAUAUCUGAUCUUCAAAUUUGGAUGUGAAGCUUUAAAUGAAUCGUGGGACAAGGGGACCUUUUUGUUAGAUAAAGGGAACAUCAAAUUUAGCUCACAAUUCAUAUAAUCACUCGACAUAUUUUGACCACUUGACGUCCUUUUAUGUGUGAGUUUUAUCAUAGUGAUACUUGUUUUUUGGUACAAGUGAAAUUAGUCUAGGCUAUUUCCAUUAUAGUUAUAUAUGUUAUGAGUGAAAUUAGUCCAGAUAUCUCCAUUUUCCAUUCAGUACGUAGGUGUUUCACCGUUAUUCAAAAAUUUUGAAAAGUGAAAUCAACAACAAUAUAUUCAGGGAUCAUUUUUCAUCGUUUUGUUGUCGGCUUAAUUUUCUUGUUUCAGUCGUACUGCUUGCACAGCGCGGAGUUGAGACUUGAAGCUUUUAUCUGUUAUUAUCCUGGUAUUACAUACAAAACUACAAAUUUCAUACAAUAGUUACGUGAAUUUUUAAGUGUGCCAAGCGAACAGGCCAGCUGCAUUAAUUGUCCCCAAAGGGCCGGGUUCGUAAUCCUGUCGCAGGAACAAUGUAAUUUUAGCAUUUGUUAACAUUUUUAUAUUUACGGUUGCAUGGUAGACUCACUGCCUACC
Messenger RNA from Oryza brachyantha (malo sina), 1374 nucleotides. RefSeq names its product mitochondrial import inner membrane translocase subunit TIM17-1. Gene Ontology annotation, molecular function: transmembrane protein transporter activity. The record is from RefSeq and is a predicted model, not a curated record. NCBI's taxonomy places the organism in Eukaryota, Viridiplantae, Streptophyta, Magnoliopsida, Poales, Poaceae. Gene Ontology annotation, biological process: protein import into mitochondrial matrix. Gene Ontology annotation, cellular component: TIM23 mitochondrial import inner membrane translocase complex; mitochondrial inner membrane. The transcript is spliced from 2 exons. Bases 95 to 745 code for a protein of 216 amino acids.